Eleginops maclovinus (Patagonian blennie) is the source of this 2797-nucleotide messenger RNA. RefSeq names its product E3 SUMO-protein ligase ZBED1-like. NCBI's taxonomy places the organism in Eukaryota, Metazoa, Chordata, Actinopteri, Perciformes, Eleginopidae. The coding region runs from base 941 to 2797 and encodes 618 amino acids. Gene Ontology annotation, molecular function: protein dimerization activity; DNA binding. The transcript is spliced from 2 exons. The record is from RefSeq and is a predicted model, not a curated record.
GUCUGGAAAUUGUAUUAUUUGAAAGAGGGACUUGGGCUAAUUCUUUAACGGCGCCAGGGCCGAGCAUCUCUUGCAAGAUAAUUUUGCAUGCAGGCAUUAUUAAUGUCUCUGCCACGGUGUGUGGUUGUUUUGAUUUGGCGAUGAGUUCAGCAACUUGGUAGCUAGCUUUAAGAGCUUUUUCACCCGUCUUGGUGGUUUUCCUCAAUAACGCUGCCUGUUUCCCAGUCUGUUCACGCAGUUUAACAAAAUAGUCUGUAUUCUUGUUUUGAAGUGACGGGUGUUUUGUCUCUAAAUGGCGUUUGAGUUUACUUGGAACCAUGGCACUGUUGGACAACUUUUCCCCGCACACCAGGCAUAGCGGAGUUGGAGCACUUGGUUCCCCGGUAAAGGUAAAUCCAAAGGCAAGAUAACUUUCACUGUACUGUCUUGGGCUCACCUUUUUUGUUUUCUUCUGACCAGUACUCGUGCUAGGGCUUUCAUCUGGGUCGGAAUUUUCUUCAGGACCCAGGUCAGAUUGAGUACUUUUUCUUUUCAAAUAUUUAUCCAUAGUUAUCACCUGCACUGUCUCACUCGAAGCAUGGCUAUGAACUUCCGGCUGCUGCGGGACAUAUCACUCUUCUUCUUUGUAUUUUUUAAGACCGUUGGCAACCAAACCAGCAACAACUAGCAUUACCGUCAUGUAGGGCUGUUCGAUUAAUCGAUUUUAAAUCGUAAUUGCGAUUGUGUAUUUAGAACGAUGUUAAAACGUGAAAAUCGUAAAAUCGAUUUUUCACUUUAACUAACUUCUACGCUACAGUCCCCGUUCAUUUGUCUGGGCUGCGCCCCCUACUGUCUAUGGCUGCGCCAGAUACAUUUUUGGCUGCACUGGUUUGCCUUACUUACUUCUGCCUCUGACCUCCCCAUGGCGCUCUUUCUAGUUCCUACACAUUUGUAAACAAACAUGUCGGCGUUGGAGUUAGUGGAUAGAAAGAAGAGCAAGUCCGUUGUAUGGAAGUGGUUCGCCUUCGACGCUUCGGAUGAAGAGCAAAGUACUCCGCUUUGUAAACUCUGUCGGAAGUCCGUGGCAGUUAAAAACAGCACAACUAAUUUAUUUCAACACCUCCAAAAAAACCACCCAUCGGAAUGGCAGCAGUGUGUUGCAGAGCGGACUGCACAAGGGCACGCGGAUGCGGCUACACCACCACCCCAACCAAAGCAAGUUACUCUGUCAGCUUCAUUUUCGCGUGGUGUACCGUACGAUAGGACUGACAGGAGGUGGCAAUCUAUUACGGAUGCAGUCGCGUUCCACAUCGCAACAGACAUGGUCCCAAUAUAUACGGUAGAAAAGGCUGGCUUCCAACAUUUGCUUAAUACGCUGGAUCCCCGCUACAAGCUACCAGGGCGAAAACAUUUUGGCGAAGUUGUCUUGCCCCGUCUGUACAACACAACUCGUUCGAAAGUGACAAAGAGGCUGGAAGACGUACAGUUCUUUUCCGCUACUACUGACUUGUGGUCCAGUCGCACUAUGCAACCAUACCUGAGUUUGACAGUGCACUUUAUCACCGACGAUUGGUGUCUUGAAAAUGCCUGCCUACAAACGUCUUUCUUCCCAAGCGACCACACGGGUGAAGAAAUCGCCCAGGGGUUGAGAGAUGGACUGGAGUCCUGGAAUCUGAGUGAAGACCGCCUCGUAUGCAUGACCACAGACAGUGGCACUAAUAUGACAAAGGCUCUGAGGCUUAACGAGUGGCCCAACCUACAGUGCUUUGGCCAUAAACUUCACAACGCCAUCAUGAAUGCUGUCAAAGACCCAAGGAUUGAUCGUGCCACCGGGAUUUGCAAGAAGGUUGUCAGUUCUUUCUCACACAGCUGGAAAAGGAGGAGGGAGCUGGCAGCAGUGCAGGCAGAGCUGGGCCUACCUGUCCAUCAGCUCAUCACGGAGUCCCUAACUAGGUGGGGCUCCAGGCAAGCGAUGAUCGAGCAUGUCCUGGAACAAGAGAGAGCCAUAGCACGUGUCCUGGGGUCGGACAAAAAAUGCAGGCACCUCGUGCCCACCUUGCAAGAUGUUGAGAUUUUGGAGUCUGUGAAUAAAGCAAUUAAACCACUGCAGGAUUUCACAGACGCUUUAUCUGGGGAGAGUUAUGUGACUGUCUCUUUCAUCAAACCAACACUCAGCAUGUUCAGAAGCAGUCUUCUCAAACCAGAAGACGAAGACACUGAGCUCACCAAAAAAAUCAAAGAAAACAUCCUGCAUUACAUGACUGAAAAAUACAGUGAUCCAGACAAAGACGAACUCUUGGACAUAGCCUCGCUGAUGGAUCCCAGGUUCCGCACGACAUACAUCAACCCUACCAGGGUGGAAUACAUUAAGGAGAGAGCUGUCACAGAGCUGCUGUCUUUGAUGCCCACUGUGCCUGGCACUGCUGUGCCGGUGCGCCAGGAAGAAGAAGAAGUAGCUGCAGCUGAGCCUGGUCCUGUGCUGAAGAAGCGGAGGAGCUUGUCAAGUUUCUUCCCGAAGAAAACGCCCGCUCCCUCCUCCUUGUCAAAGGCAGACAGAAUUAGAACUGAGCUGGCAACCUACCUGUUGAUCUCUGAGAUAAGCGAGGAUGCUGAUCCACUUCAGUGGUGGAAGAAACACGAAGAAAAUUUCCCAAGGCUCUUCAAGUUAGCCAGGAAAUACAUCUCAAUACCUGCGACAAGUGCCCCAUCGGAGAGGCUCUUUAGUGUUGGAGGGGGCGUUGUAACAUGCCACCGGGCAUCCCUCAAGCCAGAUGCCGUAGACCGGCUUGUGUUCCUUGCAAAAAACUUGCAAAUGUGA